Trichoderma gamsii is the source of this 3120-nucleotide messenger RNA. RefSeq lists its product as hypothetical. The record is from RefSeq and is a predicted model, not a curated record. Gene Ontology annotation, molecular function: guanyl-nucleotide exchange factor activity. The annotation marks the transcript as partial. The transcript is spliced from 7 exons. Gene Ontology annotation, cellular component: plasma membrane. NCBI's taxonomy places the organism in Eukaryota, Fungi, Ascomycota, Sordariomycetes, Hypocreales, Hypocreaceae. Gene Ontology annotation, biological process: positive regulation of GTPase activity; Ras protein signal transduction.
CGUCCGCGGCGUACUGGGUACCGCGCGUCCCUUGCCAGCUCUGCCUGCCCGCCUACAAGAGGUACAUGCCUCGCUCGCUCCCGCGCCGCCGAGGUAGCAGUACCUCGCGCUCGUCCUUGUGCCACCACCACCAUUAUACCACCACCACCACCACCACCACCACCACCAACCUCCGUCAGAUCUCAGCCGCCGUCGCUGCUCGGCCACGUUUUGCCUCUGUCCUCGCACAGGCUUGAAUUCCCCGGGCCUGGCCAUCGCCGUCUCCAUUUCGCUUCGAUCCUCGUGGGCUACCCGGUGUGGGCUUGCGCAUCCCAGCAGCCCUUCGCUUACACGGCCACAGACCGCAGCUCCUCCGGGUCCCAACGUCUGCGCACCGGCUCCGAGACUCCAAGCGCUGCGGCAGAUCGACGCCCAUCCGCGGCGCUCAGCAGCAGCAGCUCUCGGUCGAGGGCCUCGGCGACAUCUACUGAUCAAAGCUUCCCCUCGCGCACAAGCUCAGCCGCCGCCUUUGCGACCAACCCCUCGCUCCCUAGCUCUAACCGUGAUUCCUUCAUCUCGAUUGUCGACGAUCCCUUCUUCCAGAGCCUAGACAGCCCAAUCACCCCUACCGCUCCCGCCGCCGACACGUACAAAUAUCUCGAGUCCGAAUCAGAGACAUUGACAGAGAUUCCCUUCUUCUCUCCCGAGACUCCUCGCAGCAACAGAUAUGAUCACGAGGGGCAACAUAAGCUACAUUGGCCACCCCCCCGUCGAGAGUCGUUGACAAUUGGAUCUUCCCCGUUUUGGUCGCAGCAAACCUCCGCCAUGGAGAGCUACAACAUCGCCAUCAUUGGCGCCAUGGGCGUCGGCAAGUCCACCUUUGUGCAACGAAUUCUGGGCUUGUCGCGCCCGCCCAUAUCUACCGCGUCCAGCGUUCGCAUCAACCUUGAUUCCACCUCUUACAUGAUAACGCUCCUCGAGCUGGACCUGGACUCGUUCGAGCUGAAUACAAACACCACACACCCCAUCCAGUGGCCAAAACAAAUCAACGGCCACAUCGUGCCCCGAGUCGACGCCGCCUUGGUGCUUUACGAUGUUACGAAUAGAGACACCAUCCGUGAGCUUCCUCAGACGCUGGCUGCUUUGAUGAAUUCGAACAUGCCGGCCGUGUUGGUCGCGAGCAAAUGCGAAGCGCCUCAAGAAGAACAACAGGUCAAUGCAGAUGAAUUGGCGAACCAUACGCUCUUCAAAUCUGUGUUGGCCCACUAUAAGAUCUCCUCCACCAGCCCCGACAUAGAUCGAAGCUGUUUGCAUGCCAUUCUCAGGGCUGCCGUCGCUCACAGAAGGGGCAUGUCACCACAAGAGAUUGAGAUUGGCGAGAUGGUUGCUGCUCGCAAGAGGGCGCAAUCGGCCGCGAACCUCGACGCCCCCGAUACUAGCAGCCGGCCAGUCAGCCAAGGAAGACACAACCGUGCGAGCUCGGAUUUUUCGCUGCUUCGCGGCUUCCAAGCUCCGGGCUCCGGCACUCCUGGUGCCGAUGGCCAGUUGCAGAAACCGGCGUCCAGGAGUCCACACCGAGAUGCCCGAGGAAGCGAUGCCUUCCUUGAUGUUGACGAGUCCGACACUGAUUCUCGUCGAUACUCGGACGACAUUCCCAUCUUGCAGCGAAACGACGAUGUUGUUAUAGACAAACAGCAGAAGAAGAUGACGGGUCUGUCAUUCGACGAUCUCGUGGAUCGGCUGCUAGCGCUGCGCCUUUCCAGGGCAGAUGCCAACUUCACCGAUGUGUUUCUCUGCCUGUAUCGAAAAUUUGCUGCUCCUGGAAAGCUCUUUUCCGCAAUCCUGAUGCGGCUGGAUCGCGUAAGGGAUGACAAGACGACGCAUCACCUGACCAAGACAGCCACUCAGCUUAGAAUCAUCGAGACCAUGGCCAAAUGGGUGUCUCUGUAUCCCGGCGACUUUGCUCGCCUCAGGACGCGACGAAAUCUGGAUGAGUUUAUCAGAUAUCUUUCCACGGAGCCAAUUUUCUGCAUAGCUGCCAGGCAAAUGCACCGGAACCUUACCCUCCACGUCAUAGAAGAUGAUGACACAGGUUGGGCCAAUGCCGACGAUGCUAAUGAUCAGCUAGCCAGCGACAUUCUCUCUAAGGAAUUGAGUGAGCUACCGGCGGGGCUGACUGCCUUGCAGUUUGAGGAAGACGGCAAUUUUGAGCGACCAUCUGUGAGCUCGGAGAAUCUCAACAGAGUAGUUGGCAGUGGUGGCCAAAUUCAGCUCUAUUCAUACGAAGACUAUGAGAGAGAAGCCAGCACCUUGGACCCCACAGCCCAGUUACCGAUGAACAAGUUCCGUUACCGCAUCUUUGUCGAAAUCAAGGAUGACGAUAUUGCAGAUGAGCUCACCCGGAUCGACUGGAUCAUGUUCUCUUCCAUCCGAAUCCGCGAUUUUGUGCGUCACGUCAGCUUGCCAGCCAGCCAAAAGGAGAGCUGCAAGAGCUUGAACAAUAUCAACCGCAUGAUCAACCACUUCAACCACGUUGCCAGGUGGGUCGCCAAUAUGAUUCUCCUCCGAGACAAGGCGAAACACCGAGCAGUUGUUCUCGAAAAGUUUAUGAAUAUUGCCCUCAAGCUUCGACAGCUCAACAACUACAACGGUUUGGCGGCCGUCUUGGCAGGACUUAACGGAACAGCAAUCCACCGCCUUGCCCAAACAAAGGUUCUAGUCUCGCCAGAGACUCAUAAGAAGUUUGCGAGAUUGCUCAUCUUGAUGGGUACUCAAAAGAGUCAUUUCGCCUAUCGACUGGCCUGGGAGAACUCUCCAUUGCCCAGAAUUCCCUUCAUUCCCUUGCACCGCCGCGAUUUGGUGUCUGCUGAGGAGGGCAGUAAAACACUCGUUGGGCCCAACGGCGACCGCAUCAACUGGAAGAAGUUUGAGGUCCUCGGAGAGGUUCUUUUGCCUCUCAUGAAGAGUCAGGGCACACCGUACCCUAACCUUUCCAAAAAUGACAAUGUUCGUGAGCUGAUAUUGAGCUGCCAUAUGACGACGGACGACGAGGAAAUUUAUCAACGAAGUAUUGUUGUAGAGAGCUCCUCGUCAGGAGGACCCUUGGAGCCAACCAAGAAGAUUUUCCCAUGGCUUAAAUAA